AUGGGUGAAGAUUCCACUCCCAAUGGCUUUGGUCCGUCCGGACUGGGUUACACCAACUCGGUGCUGUCAUCGAGUUUGCAGCUCCGUGAGAUUCUGCAGCAAAACCGCAAGAUUGUCCUCGAUGGCAAGUCUCUAGACUUGAGCUCGGUGGUCGCAGUCGCCCACCAUGACAUCACGGCCGCCAUCACCGACAAUCAGAGCGUGUUGGACCGGCUGAAUCGCAGCGUGGAGCUGCUCAGCCAGAAACUCGACAAGGGUGAGGUGAUCUACGGUGUCACCACUGGGUUCGGGGGCAGCGCCGACACCCGCACCAACGACUACCCCGCGCUGCAGAAGGCGCUGAUCCAACACCACAACUCGGCCGUGGUGCUGCCUCGGGAUCGCGGGACGGCUGCCGCCGCCUCGCCCCUGGACAGUUUGAAGAGCCAUGCCAUGCCCAUUCCCACCGUCAAGGCGGCCAUGCUGAUCCGCUGCAAUUCUCUUCUGCGGGCGCACUCCGCCGUGCGGAUCCAGGUGGUGCGCAACAUCCUCGCGCUGCUGGCUCACGAUAUGACCCCCGUUGUGCCGCUGCGAGGCAGUAUCUCAGCAUGCGGUGAUCUGACGCCGCUGGCGUACAUUGCUGGUGCGCUCGAGGGCAACUCUGAUAUCAUGGUGCACUGCGGAAAGGGGCAGGCCGCCCGCAUUAUCCCGGCCUACCAGGCUCUCUCGGAGGCCGGGCUGACACCGCUCGAGUUCGGGCCUAAAGAGGGUCUGGGCCUGUUGAACGGGACGGCCUUCAGCUGCGGUGCGGCGGGACUGGUCCUGUUCGAGGCCAACCAGCUGGUGCUCCUCUCGCAGCUGCUAACGGCCAUGGGCACCGAGGCCCUGCUGGGCACGCGGCACAACUACCACCCAUUCAUUGCCGAGGCACGGCCGCACCCAGGCCAGCACGAGUCGGCAGCCAACAUCUUCCAGUGCCUGGCCAACUCGCAGCUCGUGGCUGGCGCGCACCCUGACCGAGAGGGCUUGGCACAGGACCGUUAUGCACUACGCACGUCAACGCAGUGGAUCGGCCCGCAGCUGGAGAACCUGGCACUCUCGCUGCAGCAGGUGCACACGGAACUCAACUCCACGACAGAUAACCCGCUGCUGGACCCUGAUGAAGAGCGUGUGCACCACGGUGGCAACUUUCAGGCGGCGUCCGUGACGUCGGCCAUGGAGAAGACCAUGUCGGCCAUGCAGAUGCUGGGCAAGAUGAUCUUCUCGCAGUGCUCAGAGAUUGUUAAUCCGAUGCUCAACAAGGGACUGCCACCCAACCUGAGUGCCGAUGACCCCAGUCUCUCGUUCGCCUUCAAGGGCGUCGACAUCAACAUGGCCGCAUACAUGUCCGAGCUGGCCUACCUGAACCACCCCGUAAGCAACCACGUGCAGUCCGCCGAGAUGCACAACCAGGGCCUGAACUCGCUGGCCCUGAUCGCCGCCCGCUACGCCGGCGACACUGUCGAAGUGCUGGGCCUGAUGUCUGCCACGUACCUAUACGUGCUCUGCCAGGCAUUGGAUCUGCGCGCGCUACAUAUCGAGUUUGCCACGCACGCCCGCCCCGACCUCGAUGCCGCCACGGCCGACUUACUCCGCGCCUUAGGCGCCGAGGCACAAGUGAGUGUCGCCCAGAGCGCGCUCUGGGAGGAACUGAUGGCGCACUGGGCCCGCCUGAGCACCAGCGACCUAGCAGACCGUGCCAAGACCACCGCCACGAGCUCGCUGGGCGCGCUCCUCGACGUGCUGGGCGACCGCGCCGACGGCAAAUCCAUCCAGCAAUGGAAGACCAUCACGGCCAGCAUCCUCGAGACGCGCUACGCCGCGGCCCGCAAGCUCUUCUUCCAGAACCGCACCACAGCCCAGCACCUGUGCUCGUCGUCGCAGAAACUUUACGGCUUUGUGCGCGACAAGCUCGCUGUGCCCAUGCACCGCGGGCUGGUCGACCACCCGACCUACGACUCCGGCGAGAACAUCCGCAAGGAGUCGAUCGGCUCGCAGAUCGGCAAGAUCUAUGCGGCUUUGCGGGCCGGCGAGUUCCACGAGGUGUUGCUCGCUUCGUGGGGGAUCCCAUAA
Molecule: messenger RNA, 2091 nt
Organism: Penicillium alfredii
Lineage: Eukaryota; Fungi; Ascomycota; Eurotiomycetes; Eurotiales; Aspergillaceae
Product: aromatic amino acid ammonia-lyase
Exons: 2
Coding region: 1-2091 (696 amino acids)
Biological process (GO): L-phenylalanine catabolic process
Cellular component (GO): cytoplasm
Molecular function (GO): ammonia-lyase activity
Source: RefSeq, a predicted model, not a curated record